CCUCUGCCUCCUCCCCUGAGCUUGCUGUUUUUGGCAAAACAAAAGUGUGAAGCAUUCACUGGAGAAAGAAAGGCUGCAAAAUGACUUCAGAGUGACAUUCUGGAUCCUCCCCCCCCCCCCGUUACCCAGGAGAGGAAACAGCCACCAUGCAGCCAGCUCAGGAGCCGGUGACCUUCAAGGAAGUGGCCAUAUAUUUCACCGAGGAGGAAUGGGUCCUGCUGGAUCCAGGCCAGAGAGCUCUUUACAAGGAGGUCAUGGUGGAGAUUCGUGAGAUGAUCAACUCUCUGGGGGUCAGUCAGAAUGGCAAUCUUACUGCACAUCAAAGAAGUCAUACAGGGGACAAACCUUACAAGUGCUUGGAGUGUGGAAAGUGCUUCAGUAACAGUAGCUCCCUUACUGUCCAUCAAAGAACUCAUACAGGAGACAAACCUUAUAAAUGCAUGGAGUGUGGAAAGGGCUUCAGUCAGCGUGGCAAUCUUACUUUGCAUCAAAGAAUCCAUACAGGGGACAAACCUUAUAAAUGCUUGGAGUGUGGAAAUGGUUUCAGUCGGAGUAGCUCCCUCAUUUUGCAUCAAAGAACUCAUACAGGAGUCAAACUUUAUAAAUGCUUGGACUGUGGAAAGAGCUUCAGUCGCCGUUACCAACUUACUUCACAUCAAAUAAUUCAUACUGGGGACAAACCUUAUAAAUGCUUGGAGUGUGGAAAGAUGUUCUAA
Rhineura floridana is the source of this 716-nucleotide messenger RNA. Its product is annotated as zinc finger protein 354C-like. The record is from RefSeq and is a predicted model, not a curated record. Bases 147 to 716 code for a protein of 189 amino acids. Lineage: Eukaryota; Metazoa; Chordata; Lepidosauria; Squamata; Rhineuridae. Gene Ontology annotation, biological process: regulation of DNA-templated transcription. The transcript has 5 exons.